Scleropages formosus (Asian bonytongue) is the source of this 1767-nucleotide messenger RNA. It is a transcript of the gene rae1, whose product is annotated as ribonucleic acid export 1. The transcript has 13 exons. The record is from RefSeq and is a predicted model, not a curated record. Gene Ontology annotation, molecular function: protein binding. NCBI's taxonomy places the organism in Eukaryota, Metazoa, Chordata, Actinopteri, Osteoglossiformes, Osteoglossidae. The coding region runs from base 305 to 1411 and encodes 368 amino acids.
AAGAUCGCAUAAAUUGAUAAGAUCCAGUCAGUCUCUUGUUUUGCUGCCUGGAUGUGAAUAAUAAUAAGUAAUAAGUGAGGUAUCAGAAAAUGAUUGAGGAUGAUGAUCGAUGAAGUGACUCGAGUUUCUCAGCAGUUCCAGUGAUUCGGGAAACUAUUUUGUAAUCAGUAACGUGAGUGUAGGAGAGUGUGGGUCUUUCCGCAAUACACGAUCUUUGGGCCAAGUCAGUGUCUCGGCGCCAUAUUGAAGGUUGAGUAGCGCUGGAUUGAGCUGUACGCGGGAGCACAGAAAGAGACGGACCGCCAUGAGUCUCUUUGGGACGAGUUCGGGCUUCGGGACUGGUGGAACCAGUGUGUUUGGCGGUGCUACGACGGACAGCCACAAUCCCAUGAAGGAUGUUGAGGUUACAUCCCCUCCCGAUGACAGCAUCAGCUGCCUGGCCUUCAGCCCCCCAGCCAUGCCUGGAAACUUCCUGAUAGGGGGCUCCUGGGCCAAUGAUGUUCGGUGCUGGGAGGUGCAAGACAAUGGGCAGACGGUCCCCAAGGCCCAGCAAAUGCACACAGGACCAGUACUGGAUGUCUGCUGGAGCGAUGAUGGUAGCAAAGUUUUCACCGCUUCCUGUGACAAAACAGCCAAGAUGUGGGACCUCAACAGUAACCAGGCCAUGCAGAUAGCACAGCAUGACGGCCCCAUCAAAACCAUCCACUGGAUAAAAGCGCCUAACUACACCUGCGUUAUGACGGGUAGCUGGGACAAAACUUUGAAGUUCUGGGACACCCGCUCGCCGAACCCCAUGAUGUCCCUGCAGAUGCCGGAGCGGUGCUACUGCGCGGAUGUGGUGUAUCCCAUGGCAGUGGUGGCCACAGCAGAGCGGGGACUCAUAGUGUAUCAGCUGGAAAACCAACCAUCUGAGUUCCGCAGAAUAGACUCGCCCCUCAAGCACCAGCACCGCUGUGUCGCCAUCUUCAAGGACAAGCAGAACAAACCCACUGGCUUUGCCUUGGGGAGCAUCGAGGGACGGGUGGCCAUCCACUACAUAAACCCCCCGAACCCUGCAAAGGACAACUUCACCUUUAAGUGCCACAGGUCCAAUGGCACCAACACUGCCACACCACAGGACAUUUAUGCUGUGAAUGCCAUUGCCUUCCACCCUGUGCACGGGACGCUGGCCACCGUGGGCUCGGAUGGUCGCUUUAGUUUCUGGGACAAGGACGCUCGAACCAAGCUGAAGACCUCAGAACAGCUGGAUCAGCCAAUCACAGCCUGCUGCUUCAACCACAAUGGCAAUAUCUUCGCCUAUGCCUCCAGCUAUGACUGGUCCAAGGGACACGAAUACUACAACCCGCAGAAAAAGAACUACAUCUUCCUGCGAAAUGCCGCCGAGGAGUUGAAACCUCGGAACAAGAAAUGAUCGUUCCAGCUGUGUCACAUCUGUUGUGGGGGGAAGCCAAGGGGCAGCACGUGCGCUGAAGACCUGCCUUUACAUGUAUAUACGGGAGACCUCCUAUUGCCUUGCGUCUGGACCAAUGGCACCGUGUCGCGUGCUGUAAGCGGACCGAUCCGUAGGGCUCUUCCCCUCCGCUUCCAUGCCAGUCUUUUGACAUAUGUUCUUAAGGGGAUUCUUGUCACUUGUGGCUUUUUUGUUUAUUUGUACAAUGCAUCCUUAAGAGAAGACUACCUUUUCUGCGUGUUUUGCUGCCGCUAUAUGCUGUAUUCCUGAGUACGAAUACAAAAAUGAGAACUGAAUAAAAAUUACUUUUCUGUCCA